AUGCCUCUCCUCCCUCACAUACAACAGAUUCCCCGCAUUCUAUCGCGGUCCUCAUUACGACCGGGCUACUGUCAGAAACGAUGGGCCCAAGUACAGGACGUACGCUUUCUUGCGACACAGAACGUCCAAGAACGGACUAUAGAGAAAUAUCGGGAUCAGCUUGAACGCAGAGCGAGAGAGGAGGGCCAUGAGUCGAUUGAAGGCCUGAAAGAUGCCUACAAGGAGAAAAUCCAAGAGCUAAGGAAGAAGGCUGCGGUGCCUGGAGCGACAGCGCCACUCGAUACCGCGCAAGCUAUAUCCCCCAAAGCAGACUCAAAACCAGCAGCAUCAUCUGCACCAUCACAAGAUACAACGAAAGCCUCGAGCCCAAGAGCGCCAUCCUCUUUUCCCAAAGCAAACAGCUCCGUGAAGCCCCUGUCCUCGUACCUCGACCUCGAAAAAAUAUCCGACCUACCUACAUCGCAGAUUGAACCUCUAUGGCGGCUUCGACAUGCCCACAAGGAGCAAUCUUUGUCAUUUGCAGUGCCCGCAGAUACGUGGGGUGCAAUCGUAAAGAUGGCCCGUCAGCACCCGCAAUUCGUCUUGCCACUCCCACGGGAAGUGCCCGUCGAAGAUGGUAGUGCUGCUGCGACUGCUGGAGAAGCGCAGGCGUCGAACGCGGCAGCUGAGAUCCAUUUCAUGCAAUGGAACUUCCCAACAGAACACGCCGUGACAGUGCUUUUCACGCACCUGGCCGAGUACAAACUACGCGGUGAAUACGCAAACGCACAUACCACUGUCACAUUCCAUACCGAGCUCGCGCAAACGAAAGGACUCGUCCUUGGACAGGGGACUGUCAUGCAGGGCAGAGGCGUCACUGUAGAUGAGGGGAAAUGGCUGCUUAUGUGCAUGCAGAAGUUCUAUGGCGUACAAGCCGAGCAACGGGCUGAGCGGAAACGCCUGCUGGAGUCGUUCACUCGCGGCGACAGCACUUUUGAACUGCAAACCCUCUUGGAUGAGGCCGAGAGGAUCUAAGCUGGAUAGCUUGGAUGAAUGCUGGUUGCUUGACUACCAAGUGCUGGUUAUCUUUGCGCCGGGACUAUGUAAAAAACAUGUACACAUCGAUAAUGAUUACCAAUCACAUACUGUAUGUAUUUCUGUCUCAGUCGAGAACUCUUGCGCGUGAAGGGCGAACCGACUUCGCCUUUGACAGAUUGUACUGUGAUAACGGAUUUGGUACAACGCAGCGCAAAGUGGACAGGAGCAACAAACGGGUGUGAUAUAAUGAUCGUCAGGGCCGGUGCAUGACUAAACUAAUUAAUUAUGCAUUAAGCUUUGUGGCUCUGAUUGGAAGCGAGUUAUUAGCCUUAAUUCUAAGGUAUCAAUAAUUAAGUUACCCUC
Messenger RNA from Pseudovirgaria hyperparasitica, 1380 nucleotides. RefSeq names its product ATP11-domain-containing protein. Gene Ontology annotation, biological process: mitochondrial proton-transporting ATP synthase complex assembly. The record is from RefSeq and is a predicted model, not a curated record. Gene Ontology annotation, cellular component: mitochondrion. Bases 1 to 1014 code for a protein of 337 amino acids. The transcript is spliced from 2 exons. NCBI's taxonomy places the organism in Eukaryota, Fungi, Ascomycota, Dothideomycetes, Acrospermales, Acrospermaceae.